This is a messenger RNA of Gigantopelta aegis, 2536 nucleotides long. Its product is annotated as barH-like 1 homeobox protein. The coding region runs from base 16 to 1065 and encodes 349 amino acids. The transcript has 3 exons. Gene Ontology annotation, biological process: regulation of DNA-templated transcription. The record is from RefSeq and is a predicted model, not a curated record. Gene Ontology annotation, molecular function: DNA-binding transcription factor activity, RNA polymerase II-specific; DNA binding. NCBI's taxonomy places the organism in Eukaryota, Metazoa, Mollusca, Gastropoda, Neomphalida, Peltospiridae.
GUUAGUAGUCACAAUAUGUCGUUGCAUAAAAAGGACAGCUCUUCUCAAGAUUCUUUCGAACAUGGUCCAGAAGGUAAACGCAAGGAACGUGUUCCACCACCUGUCGUCUGCCAGUCAGACCAUGAGUCCAGUCUACAUGGGACACCAACUCCAGUCCAUGGACAUCACGGAACACCAGUAUUAAGACACAGUGGAGCCAGUUCCCCUAACCAUGACUGUGUUCAGAGUUCACGUUUCUCGGUGGACGAAUCUAAACCAGAUUCACAUCCUGAAUCUCUAAAAUCACAAACUUCACCCGUGGUUCUGCCGGAUGAGGAAACACACAAACGAUCAAGGUUGCCAAACGGACAUGGGGAGAUACCGUAUUCUAGACCGAGUUUUUUAAUCACAGACAUUCUAUCGGAUGUGCCCAGUUUGUCAGACAGGUCGUCCUCUACGACGUACCAUGGCAAAUCGAAUGGACUCCUAAUACCAAAGUCCAUGCCUGCGCCAAGACCUGAACAAUAUCAUCAUCUUAGGCUUUCAGAAUCUGAAGACGAACAGUCGGAAGAUGACUACAACACAACUAGUGUCUCCAUCAAUGAUCACCACGGCGAUGGUCAACAGUCGCCCAUCAUGAUGUACAAGUCGAAGAAGCCGCGCAAGGCGAGGACGGCGUUCACCGAACACCAGCUACGAUGUCUGGAGAAGAACUUCGACAGACAGAAAUACCUCAGUGUCCAGGACAGGAUGGAACUGGCCACCAAGCUGGGGCUGACCGAUACGCAGGUCAAGACCUGGUAUCAAAAUAGAAGAACGAAAUGGAAGCGACAGACGGCGGUGGGUUUGGAACUUCUGACCGAAUCGACCAACUACUCAGCCGUGCAGAGGAUAGUGCACACGAACCCCUACUGGUCGACGUACCACCCCCAGAUGACAAGCCUCAUCUCUAGUCUGGAAGCGGCCUACAUGAGACCCAGUGUGGGAUUCCUGGGAGUGACGCGGCCAGCCAUGUCAGGUCUCUGUCUGCCUGGCCUCCACCACCUGGGCCAGCUGGGCUCCUCCCUAGCAGACAAGCGGAACUGACGUCACAGUCAUGUCUACCUCAAUAUGGCGGAAACGGCUAUGCAUUUUUUUUCUUCUAAUAGAUGAGUAUGAAGUGCGUACAAACCAAGAGAGCCCAAACUAUCAUUAUCCAAAACGUUCAGAUGUUCACAUUGUUUUUGGCGGCUCCAAUAUGAACGUACUCGAAAAUUAUUUUUUAAAAGCAAUAUAGCUUUAAAGGAAUUUAUUAGACGCGUUUGAAUUGCAUGAUUAGUACUGCCAUGAUGAAUUACAAUAGACAUUCGGUAGUUCGAUGUAGUGUGGGCGUUGUGUAUUGAACUUUGCAUGUACUCAUUAACACUGGAAAGAAAAGGGGCUGAUCUCCGAACGUAUGACCUGUAAUUAUUUGAGGCUAAAGCAGACUCGUCAUUCAAGUAUGGGAGCGACAGGAAUAUCUGUACGCGUGUGCCAAUAUAUACCAGGGGCGUGUGCAAGCAUUUGAGCGAGGAGGGGAAGAAGAGGAGGGGGUCCAGAUGGCGGCUUUGCGGCGAGCGAAGUUUAUAGAGGGGUCAAGACAUGCUCCCCUGAAACAUUUAUUUUUUUUAAAAAGAAGAAAAUUUGCUCGGAGUGGGGUCGUCGUUUCGACCCCAGAAACCCUUCCCGCGCACACGCGUCUGUACAGCUGUACACAUGGAAGCUUCUUAGUCCAAAAGAAUCUACACCUAAUCACUUGUGAUGCUGUUGCUUGCCAUGAAUUUCAAAUGUUCCAUGUCUACAUUAGUUUUCAGAACAGGAAACACGUGUGAAAUAUUGUCUUACGUCGAUGCCUCUAGGCCGGGAUGCCACAACACAUGUAGUUUAUUUAUAGGCCUACGAGGUUUCAGUUUUGUUAUUUAUGACCCAUAUAUGUCUACUACUAUGACACUACCCCAAAUGUUUUCGUGUUCAUGUGAAAAUGAAUACAACUAGGUAAUACAAUACGCCAUAUAUUUGAUGUCAGAACUUUACCAAAUACAGUAUCAUAUGGUCGGCUUGUCUGUGCCGUUUCUAAAUGUUUCAUUUUCCAUUAAAUUGAUAUCUGAGCUAGUGUUUAUGUUUUUGUUUCCUUAUAGGAGUGAUAUACAGAGGCGAACGGGCCCCCAUAAACAAAAUUGCUCGAAUCUAGAAAACAAUGUUUAUUCAUAUUUACAUAUAUGGUUCCAAAUAAAUCACCGUGUAUUUUUACAUGGAUUGCAACUAAUAUUUUGAGUUGAAUAAACAAAAUACAUGGCGAUGUUUUCAGGCCAGAUCAAAAGCCUUGAUUUUUGUUGCCCGAAUACGAAGAUUUACCAUUAAGCCCCUCACCCUAACCCACUUUAUUCCCGGCUCGUACGCCUAUGAGACUCGUAUCAGCAAAUCAAAUCAAACAGAAGUUUGUUUUGUUUAACGACACCACUGGAGCACAUUGAUUAAUUUAUCAUCGGCUAUUGGAAGUCAACCAUUUGAUAAUUUCAUCUCGUAGUCAUCAGAGGAA